Molecule: messenger RNA, 765 nt
Organism: Monascus purpureus
Lineage: Eukaryota; Fungi; Ascomycota; Eurotiomycetes; Eurotiales; Aspergillaceae
Source: the annotation of a GenBank genome assembly
AUGCACGUCUCGACUCUUCUGAAGGUCUUCCUACUCUUCCCUAGUAUUUGCUUAUCGUUCUCAUUGCCCUCCCUCCAGCUUCAGAGCCAGAGUCCCCUCGAAGCACCCGGCUGUGAUGGCUCCGGUAUCGUGGAUCCUUCAGGCCGCUGCAAUGGCGACGGCAUCGUCCACAAUCCGCCACCCUCGAAGGAUCGUGAGGGCUUUGUAUUCGAAAACCCGUCCACAAACUGCAAAUACGUGUCUCAGCCAUACAUCUGGGAUUCGUUCAAGGUGCUGGAAAAGGACAUGUCACGCCUCUUCACCCUUAUCCACAAGAACGUUUCGUUUACCGUCGUCGGACACCAUCCCGUGGCCGGACAUUAUCGCGACCUGAUGCAUUUCUAUGUGAACGCUCUGCGAAGAGUGAGUAUGUGUUUCUCGGAUCAUCCUGAGAAGUUUGAGAUCCACCCUCGGGGUAUCCAUGGCGGCUGUGACUUCGAGUGGUCUGUUCAGGAGAUGCAGUUCAAGGGGUUGAUGAAUUCGGGAGACCAAUUUGAUGUCGUCAAUAUCUGGGUUACCCGCUGGCAUGAGGGACAGAUGGUCGAAGUCCGAACCUAUAUCGAUUCCGCUCGGAUCAUCGAGGCUCUGCACAAGAACGAAUUCUGGUGGAAUGGCACAACCUACCGGGACAAUCUACAGUAUAUGCCUGGUCCUGGAGGAAUGCCAGAUCUGGAGGAACUCGAAGCGUUGAUGGGGUAUCCCGAUGGGAGGAAGUACGAGGAUUAG